Molecule: messenger RNA, 1404 nt
Organism: Aplosporella prunicola CBS 121167
Lineage: Eukaryota; Fungi; Ascomycota; Dothideomycetes; Botryosphaeriales; Aplosporellaceae
Exons: 5
Coding region: 81-1097 (338 amino acids)
Molecular function (GO): hydrolase activity
Source: RefSeq, a predicted model, not a curated record
UGCUUCACUAUUAAACCCCGCAAUAUCAUCCUGCCCAGACCUUCGACCUUCCUUUCUUGUGUUCCAGAACUUCUUCCAGCAUGGCCACAACACCAAUUGACCCGGUCCAAGACCCUCGCGUCACGCACGAGACCGCCGUGCUCAAUGGCCACACAUACCAUUAUUUCCUCGGCGUUCCGAAGACUGGAAGCUUCAAGGCGACUAUUGUCCUGGUCCAUGGAUGGCCUGAUCUGGCCUUCGGCUGGCGCUACCAAAUCCCUGUCCUCAUUGAGCUUGGAUAUCGCGUCGUGGCCCUCGACAUGAUGGGCUAUGGUGGUACGGACGCUCCAAAGGUACCGCCAAAUGAUAUCAGCCUCUAUGGCUUCAAGCGUGCUGCGGACGAUAUCGCGGAGCUGGCAAAGCUGCUGCAAGCGCCGAAGAUUGUUCUGGGUGGCCACGACUGGGGAGGUGCCGUCGUUUACCGGGUCGCUCUGUGGAAGCCGUCUCUCGUUUCGCAUGUUUUCGCCAUCAGCACUCCUUACAUGCCGCCUGCCAAGACUUACAUCUCGCUAGAGGAUCUGGUCAAAGGCCCGGUGCCGCAGUUUGCGUACCAACUGAACUUGGCCAGCAAAGAGCCUGAAGAAGGCAUCAAGACUCGUGAGCAGCUGACUGGGUUCCUUAGGGUUAUCAGUGGCGGAAAGGGGCCUAAUGGUGAAAUGGCUUUCACGGCAGAGAAGGGUGUAAUUCUCGAGAAUUUGGAGAAGAUCCAAAAGGGACCCUGGAUGAGUGACAAGGAGUUGGACUUUUACGUUGAUCAGUACUCCCGCAACGGCCUUCACGGUCCGUUCAACUGGUACCGUACGCGCGAGGUCAACUUCAAGGAAGAGUUGGAGCUCGAAAACCCGACGAUCAACUGCCCGGUUCUUUUUAUCGCUACCCUGAGAGACAACAUUCUCAAGCCAGAGAUGUCUGCUGGUAUGGGUAAGGUCAUUCCCAACCUGAGCAGGGCUGAGGUGAACACGCACCAUUUCGGCCAAUGGGAGAAGCCGGAGGAGAUCAACACUAUCUUGAAGAACUGGUCUGAGGCAGUUGUGUUUGGUGGAAAGAGUACCCUCUGAGUGCCAUCAAAAAAGACUUGCCAGACGGUGUGAGCCAAUCCAACCUCAAACAUAAGAUUGUAAAGAAAUAAUUUCAAUGACCCAACAUUUGAAUUGUUUUUUUUAUGGCCCUAUAGCUUGAUAGUCCUUUUUUGUUCGGGUUGCCUUUCCUUCAUCGCCUUUCAAAUCAGGUUAUGCUAUGCUUCCUGGGUACACCGUUGAUGGUGGUAACCAGCUUUAAUUCUACAUCUAGUUACUCUGCGAGAGCGCAAAAACAGAAAGGUAUGGGAAGAAGCCACAUACCUUUACAGUGUUGAUGUCACGGAGG